AUGACUGUCCGCACCUCGAGGCUGUUACAGCGGAACCUGAGUUCCUCCCAUCACACACGACGCGCGGCGUCCGUGCAAACGUACUACUCGCAUCACCAUCCCACACCCUCUCCAUUUCCGCCCUCACAGGAGGCUAUCCUAGCCGCUGCUCUGAAAAGAGUGCCUCAAUAUGGUUUCAGCGAAAGGGCACUCUCACUUGGUGCGAAAGACGUCGGAUAUCUAGACGUCUCGGUGCAACUCUUCCCGAGAGGCGUGUUCGACCUAAUCAACUAUCACCUUGUCACUAGUCGACUCGCGCUUAAGGACACAGUCCAGUUCAGUGAGGACUCGAAAUUGGGCGUGGGGCGCAAGGUCAAGACAUUGACCAUGGCAAGACUGAGAGCAAAUAAAGAUGUCAUCCGGCAUUGGCAAGAGGCAUUGGGAGUCAUGUCGCUUCUCGAAAACAUACCCGCAUCACUGCAAGAGCUCGGCAAUUUGUCCGACGAGAUCUGGUAUCUGGCAGGAGAUACCGCUGUUGACUUCUCGUACUACACCAAACGUGCUUCUUUGUCCGCGGUAUAUGCAAGUUCCGAACUCUUCAUGACGACAGACACUUCGUCUGAUUUUGCAAUGACGGAGGAGUUCGUAGAGCGCCGCCUGGAAGCUGUGCAGAAAGUCGGUGGUGCAAUAGGAGGUCUGUCACAGUACGCAGGAUUCUGGGCCGGCAACGGCCUCAAUCUAGCAAGAUCGUGGGGAAUGCGGAUCUGA
This is a messenger RNA of Cyphellophora attinorum, 747 nucleotides long. RefSeq names its product Ubiquinone biosynthesis protein coq9, mitochondrial. NCBI's taxonomy places the organism in Eukaryota, Fungi, Ascomycota, Eurotiomycetes, Chaetothyriales, Cyphellophoraceae. The record is from RefSeq and is a predicted model, not a curated record. Gene Ontology annotation, cellular component: mitochondrial inner membrane. Bases 1 to 747 code for a protein of 248 amino acids. Gene Ontology annotation, molecular function: lipid binding. Gene Ontology annotation, biological process: ubiquinone biosynthetic process. The transcript is spliced from 2 exons.